GGUGGUCGAGAGGUGUGCACGCCCGUCAGUCAUAUAAUAUGGGUGUUAAAGCUACUAUUUGAAGACGCGAACAUGGCCCGAUUGUCUGUUCUUGUUCUUGUGCUCUUAGCGAAUACUUUGACUAAUGCCUUCAAUGGGGACAGCUUUGAACUGGAAUGCCCCGACGAAUGCGAUUGCCACUACUUCAGAAUCAACUGGGUCACUGAUUGUUCGGAGAGCAACCUCACAGAAGUACCAUACGACGAGCUCAGCAUGAGUGUCUACAUUCUUGACUUAAACGGCAACAAUAUCACGACCUUGAAGACGUUCCCUGCGGAUAUUAAGAUGAGGAGAUUGCAAAUAGCUAACAAUAGGCUCACUCAUGUGGAUAGAGAUUCAUUCAGAGGGCUGGAGUUCUUGAUCGAUGUGGAUCUGUCAGGGAACAAUAUCAGCAACAUUGACCCGGAGGCUUUCCUGGAUUCCAGAGGACUACUUAACGUCGAGUUACAAGAUAACCCCAUCAGUGUCGUUGACGGGCCGUUUUUGGUCUCUAGCACUCUUCAAUUCCUGGAUAUAAGCAACUGCAACCUAUCCUCCAUCAACCCACAGUUCUUCGAUAAUAUCACAUCCCUCACAACGGUUGAUCUAUCUAACAACCCUCUGGUAACUUUAGAGAGUGGGACUUUUGAUAUUUUAACCAGUCUAGAAACGUUGAAACUGAAUGACUGUAAACUCACAAGUUUAGCAGAAAACAUAUUUACAGCAUUGGUUAACCUAAAAUUCUUGGAACUGGCAGGAAACCAGUUGACAAAUAUGGACUGGCCAGAACUUUUAGGAAAGCUGAUCAGACUGGAAUAUCUCAAUCUAAGGAAAACCGGCAUUACUUCAUUAUCCGAAGAUACAUUUUCAAAUUGUACUAAUUUAGUGUCGCUUAUUUUGGCAGACAAUCAAUUGCGUGACUUAGAUGUUGCGGCUACAUUAGGUAGCAGUGUCGAUCAUUUGGAAUUGUUAGACUUAUCUAAUUGCAAAAUUCGUGGACCUAUUGCUGGAGAUGCCUUCGCAAACGCUACGAGGUUAAGGACCCUUUAUCUUUCUGGUAAUCCAUUAUUUGCCCCCGACUUAAAGGAAGCAUUAGAGCCAUUACCAAAGCUAGAAAAACUGUUUUUGAGUAACUGCGGCUUACGAAACCUUCCAGAUAAUUUCAAUGUAUUUGAUAAUCUUCAAGAACUGGAUAUAUCAUACAAUCCAUUAGUAAACGUUUUUACAAAGUUAUUGGCUCCACUUAAUAAACUGGAGUACCUUAAUAUGGGAUAUAGUAAUCUGUCGUAUAUAGGGCCUGAUUCGUUCUCUAAAAUGACAUCAAUGAAGAGACUUGUCUUAUCAGGCAAUGACCUUUUAUCCCUUGAAGCUGGUCUCUUCGGCAAUUUGACUCAACUAACUACUUUAGAAUUAGAAUUCUGUGGUUUAAAAAGGCCUUUGUAUGCAAAUGCUUUCUUUAAGAAUCUAACAUACAUGGAUUUAAGGGAAAUACGAUUGGGCGGAAACCCAUUAGUUAUCCCUACUACGGGACCUCUGUUUCCAAAACAACUGUCUCAAAUUACUAUUAUGGAUUUAAGUAAUUGCAACAUUACUUCGCUCAAUCGAGACGCCUUCAAAAAUACAGAAAAUAUCACGGACUUGAAUCUGGGAAGUAAUCGCCUCAUAUCUAAAGAAGACAGUUUACAAUUUUUGGAAAGAUUACACCAACUGGAAAAAAUAAAUUUGAGUAACAAUAACCUUACAACGAUCGACCCCCAGGUCUUUAUUAACAAUCCAAAGCUGCAUUCUUUAAAUUUAGUUGGUAAUCCAUUUAUAUGUGAUUGUAAGAUUGCCGAAAUGUGGGAUUGGGCGAACAUGAUCAAGGGUAAUUUAGACGUUCUUAUAGGAGCAAAAAGUGCUGAGAAAGACAUAGUAGUAAAAGGAAACAAAAAGAAAAAACAUUUAUACUGUCAUUACAAUGAAACCCAGCUACGAAAUCUUACAAUUCCUUUAAAUAAAACAGUGCCCGGCAGAAGGCCAUUCAUGAAGCCUAGAGGGCUGACGUUUGCCAAUAGAACGUGGGCAAAGUAUGUUAGAGAAUCUGGAUGUGAACCGGUGGUAAAAAUACUACGGCCUGUUGCUUUGAAGUCAGAUUUAUUCGACACUGAAAGGCCCUUAUCCACAGCUGCCUUAAUAUUGUCUGGAAUAGCGUUGGUAUUCGGAUUGUCAACAUUAUUGAUGACAGUACGGCUUCUCCGAAGAAGAAAUGCAACAGAAGUCGAUACAGAGCAAAUUAGAAAAGAAAGAUAGUAAAAGAUAACAAAAUUUACUACAGUAAUUCAGAACAAUGUCCUUAACGCAUUUUUAGAGCAUAAGUUAUUUAUGUUUUAUAAUAGCACUCUCUCUUAUUCUUAAACUGAUUAUUCUUAUGUCAAGAAAAAAAAGUUG
Messenger RNA from Chilo suppressalis (striped riceborer), 2445 nucleotides. Lineage: Eukaryota; Metazoa; Arthropoda; Insecta; Lepidoptera; Crambidae. The record is from the annotation of a GenBank genome assembly.